Messenger RNA from Habropoda laboriosa, 556 nucleotides. RefSeq names its product histone deacetylase complex subunit SAP18 (gene Bin1). The transcript is spliced from 4 exons. The coding region runs from base 95 to 556 and encodes 153 amino acids. The record is from RefSeq and is a predicted model, not a curated record. NCBI's taxonomy places the organism in Eukaryota, Metazoa, Arthropoda, Insecta, Hymenoptera, Apidae. Gene Ontology annotation, biological process: negative regulation of DNA-templated transcription. Gene Ontology annotation, molecular function: transcription factor binding; transcription corepressor activity. Gene Ontology annotation, cellular component: nucleus.
UGCGAAUGAAAAUGUCAUCACAGUAGUUUUUCGUAAUAAUAUAUAUAUACAGUUGCUAUUAUUUUAUUAUUACAUUUUCAUAAUAAUUACAAAUAUGACAUCAGCAAUAGAAUCUAUGGUAGUAGAUGAAAAACAAUUACCAGAAAAGCCGAUAGACAGAGAAAAAACAUGUCCACUUUUACUACGAGUAUUUUGCAAUACAGGCCGACAUCACAAUAUAAUGGAAUACAGUAGAGGAAACGUUCCUUCAAAUGAAUUACAAAUAUAUACAUGGAUGGAUGCAACAUUAAGGGAAAUUACAGGAUUAGUUAAAGAAGUAAAUCCAGAUGCUAGAAGUAAAGGCACAUACUUUGACUUUUCACUAGUAACACCAGAACUUCGAAAUUCUGGAUACCGUAUGCGUGAAAUAGGUGUUACUUGUUCAGGACAAAAGGGUGCAGAUGAUAAUAAAACACUUGCCCAAGCAAGGUUUACAAUUGGUGAUUAUUUGGAUAUAUCAAUAACACCACCAAAUCGACAACCAGCAAUUAGACGUGGUACACUACGUCAUUAUUGA